AAACGCAGCGCCAUUGUUGUUAUUUUUUGGCGCCCUCCAUGUGGCGACUCUGGCGCCGUACAGCAGACAAGGCAAAACGGUGGACAGGCUGGUGUUUCUGGGUCUGCUGAGCCGGGUUGGGGAAUAAUAACCCGAGCGAAUCGCACCGCUACGUCGAAAUGGCCUUCGCCGUUCCAACCGGUACGGACACGGCCCCGCAGAAAGACCCGCCAGACCUGGAUGUCGACGAGAAACAAGAACUCGAGACAGCAACUGUGACACCCAUAAGGAACCACCCAGAAACAGCAAUGAGGGCUGUGCAGUGCCUCAAACGCAGACAGUCUGUUCAGGAUGGCAGUUCUCUGAAGCGUGCAGCACAGAGCCCCAUCCUCAAUCGAGCUCCCCAGGAAGCUCAAUUCAACAAGCUUAGACGUCUUCUUAGGCGCCUGAUCAGCGCUCGUCCGCCUGAGCGGCGCUUCAGGUCUACCAAUGACCCGGAGGACCUGGCGUUUAUGCCUGUGUUCUGGGUGAGCAAGUGGGUGGACUAUACGGACAAGUAUGGUCUAGGCUACCAGUUGAGCGACAACAGCAUCGGAGUUGUCUUCAACGAUACCACGCGAAUAAUUCAGUUCAACGACAACGAGAGCGUGGCAUACGUCGACGAGGACUGCAUUGAGCACUACCACUCCCUGGAGGAGUACCCGCCAUCGCUGGAGAAAAAAAUUAUCCUGCUGAAACACUUCUGCAUCUACAUGAAGAAGCUUUGCACAACGGGCGAGGAUGUGAGCUCCAAAGUGUGUGCUGACAAUGCCGGGCGCGCGUGCGUACAGAAGUGGCUGCGGACAUCGUCGGCAAUGUCAUUCUACCUGACCAAUGGAACAGUUCAAAUCAAUUUUUUCAAGGACCACACAAAGCUCAUCUUGUGCCCGCUGAGGUGGGCAGUGACUUACAUAGACAAGAGGCGGUUCUUCCACACAUACCGGCUGGAGAUGUUGCGCUACGGCUGCCCAUCUCCGCUGUUCUGUCGUCUCAAGUAUGCACAGACCAUCUUAGACCGGAUGACCACCAUGUCGUGCUAGUCUGAUCAUCCUCCCAGUUUCCCCCCCAUACCCCUUUUCAUAUCAUAAGUUAAAAAUUUUCCGUGGGUGAAUAUAAACUUCUGCGAUUCUGCUGAAGUGUGAUUCUGCUAAAGAUUCCGAACUUGGCUGCUGCACACUGUGGCUUUAUUAGUGAUGCACAAGCGGCCAUUUUGAAUGUUUUAGUGAUGCAGAAGCAGUCAGUUUGCAACUUUUGGCUGUCAACAUCAUCGCAACUACCCACACUGCUGUGUAAAGUCUCCAAAAUUAGGACUGUAGCCUGGUGUCAUGCUAGUGUUUACGUUAUUGCGUACACUAUGGGAAAAUUGACUUUAUUAUCAGAAUAAACUAUGUUAUCAGUAUUUGCAGAGUUUCAAAGUUGCUCCCAGCAGUCUCUGUGUGCAGGAAACUUGUAUGGCAGAGUAAGCACACCUUCAAAAAACAGUAUCACUACACCUUUAACUCAAUGCUAAGUGUAGCUUAUGCUUCAUAUGGACAGCCUAAACUGUAAGCAUUGUCAAAUGUAUGAGACAUAAGAACAUCUCUUCUGUGGCUAACCUCUCUUCGUGCAUAACCAGAACACAUGUGCCUUUAGGAGUGCAAGCAUCAGCUGAAAGCUGUGUUUUUCUCCUGCUCCAUUCAAACAGACAUGUGUAGCAAAAGUGGCCUCACAGCAAUAUCAGACCUAAUUAUAUUGAGGCAUCGAUGCACUACAUUAUUUACAAAUAGAACAAAUUGUUUCAUGUGAAAAUAAUGUUUUGCGUUGCUUCCUGUUAACUUUCGGCAAUGAUUACAUGGGGCAGUCGGGGAGAUGCCUGAACAAUAGGCUAAGGGCAUGUAAGAAGUUGGGCCAAUAUUAAGAUGGGCACGUUAAGAUGGGCAAUAUUAAGAUGCAUGUCUAUGCAUUGUAAUGAUUGUGUAUGUAAAGCGUUGUUCAAAGAGUGCGCCAUUUUAUGUAAUGAUGCUGAAAAGACAGGUUUUCAAAUGUGAAGACUGGACCUUUUGUGUACAGUUCUAUAUAUACUGUUACUUUUGAAAAUAAACAGUCCAUUGAAAGUUGGCA
Messenger RNA from Rhipicephalus microplus (southern cattle tick), 2118 nucleotides. RefSeq names its product serine/threonine-protein kinase PLK1. Gene Ontology annotation, molecular function: protein serine/threonine kinase activity; protein binding. NCBI's taxonomy places the organism in Eukaryota, Metazoa, Arthropoda, Arachnida, Ixodida, Ixodidae. Gene Ontology annotation, biological process: mitotic spindle organization. The record is from RefSeq and is a predicted model, not a curated record. Gene Ontology annotation, cellular component: cytoplasm; spindle pole; centrosome.